Molecule: messenger RNA, 519 nt
Organism: Acanthosepion pharaonis
Lineage: Eukaryota; Metazoa; Mollusca; Cephalopoda; Sepiida; Sepiidae
Source: the annotation of a GenBank genome assembly
AUGUUUCUCACAGGGAUUAGUGCUUCUAUCAUUAACCCAUUUUCAUAUGUAUCUUUUAAAAUCAUUAAAAGAAUUUAUUCUCUUGCCUAUUUCUACUGUUUCUUUUUCCUUAUCCGUUGGCAUAUUUUGAGUAAAGACAUGGCCUCGAUUCUCUCUCUAUUCUUCCUACGACUAUCUAUCUAUCUAUCUAUCUAUCUAUCUAUCUAUCUAUCUAUCUAUCUAUCUAUCUAUCUAUCUCAUAGGGCUAAUCUAAACUCUAAAAUCUCUCUCCCUCCCUAUCUAUCUAUCUAUCUAUCUAUCUAUCUAUCUAUCUAUCUAUCUAUCUAUCUAUCUAUCUAUCUGGGAUCUUUAUGUAGCGAACUAGGUCAAUCUUUUAAUAUCUAUCUAUCUAUCUAUCUAUCUAUCUAUCUAUCUAUCUAUCUAUCUAUCUUUACAAAAACUGAUAUUUUAUUUGAAAAGCCAAAACGUUAUAUCUAUCUAUCUAUCUAUCUAUCUAUCUAUCUAUCUAUCUAUCUAUAA